AUGAAUUCAUUAUAUCCUAUUGAGACAGGAUUUAUUAAACCUAAUAAAACAUAUAUUUUAUGGAGUUUAUUAUUAAUUAUUAGUAAAUUUACUUAUUUAUCAUUUAUUGAAUGUAAUGCAUUUCAAAGUCAUUUAAUUUAUUGGGAUCCAGAUAAUAUUGUAUUUCAAACAAAACCUGUACCACUUCUUCGAGUGAAACCAAAAGAUGAAAUUAUUUUUGUUUGUGCCCAAGAAUCACUUUACAUAUUAUGGACAUAUGAAUUCAAAGUAUUUGAAUCAUGUUCAAUGUGGUUAAAUGAUAAUCUAAUGGUUAAUCUUUUAUUAAGAUGUCCAGAUAAAUCAAAUCGAAAAUUACAAAUGCGUCAAAGUAAUAAUAAUAUUCCAAAAGAUAAAUUGAACUUGAAAUAUUCCCAAAAUUUAUUUAGUAAAAAUCAAUCAAAUUUAAUGGAAAAUAGUUCAAUAGUUAAAAAUCACUAUAUAAAAUUAAAUAGAUAUUCUGAACGUUCUACAAAAAUAUUCAAUAAACGAUCGGCAUUAUCAUCAUCAUCAUCAUCAACAUCAACAUCUUUGAAGUCAUUAAUUUCACAUUCUCCAUUAAUUGACCGUAAAAAACAUCCAUCACAAUUUACAUUAUUAGUAGAAGAAUUUGCAUGGGCUAAUGGAAAUCCAAGUUUUCCUGUUAAUCGUCCAGUUUAUUUUCUUGCUCAACCUAGUGUCUGCCAUUCAAGAAACAUGCGACUGGGAAUCGUGAACGGGGAUUUCACUGGAUUGCUAUCUGAUCCAUAUGUUAAUCGAUUUCAAACACUUUGGUUCACAAAUAAUUCUGGUCUUAUCCCAUCACUAAAACAAAAUUCAUCAUUUUUAUCAAAAUCAGAUUCAAAUAAUUAUGAUCAAAGUAUACAAAAGAAUAUUUUACCAAAUGAUAAGCAAAGUUUAUGCUCAGCUGCUUCAACCUCAUCAUCAUCUUUGUCUAUUGUAAAUGGUUACUUUAAAAACUUAACAAAGAUUCUACUUGUUAUGGAUUUUAUUAUUCCAAUCAUAAUAUUUUACAUUUGUUUAAAUUAAAUGGAAUUGUACAUUUA
Schistosoma spindalis is the source of this 1082-nucleotide messenger RNA. Lineage: Eukaryota; Metazoa; Platyhelminthes; Trematoda; Strigeidida; Schistosomatidae. The record is from the annotation of a GenBank genome assembly.